Molecule: messenger RNA, 1430 nt
Organism: Sebastes umbrosus (honeycomb rockfish)
Lineage: Eukaryota; Metazoa; Chordata; Actinopteri; Perciformes; Sebastidae
Gene: chga
Product: chromogranin A
Exons: 8
Coding region: 219-1391 (390 amino acids)
Biological process (GO): negative regulation of insulin secretion; defense response to bacterium; negative regulation of catecholamine secretion
Cellular component (GO): chromaffin granule
Source: RefSeq, a predicted model, not a curated record
CGUUGCGGUGGUGAGGUCGGUGAGAGGAGAGAGGACGGAGAGGCUGACUGAAGGGUCACCACCGAUGCUGCUGCUGCUGCAGGAAAUAUAGCUCUCCAGAAAUACAGAAAGGCGACUAAGUUUAGUUCAGGAUGCGUCCGUAAAACACCCACCUUCUGAUAUAAGAAAACACACCUUCUGAUAUAAGCUUCGCUAUCUUUCUAUUCCUGGAGAGCUUCAUGUCUCCAAACAUGAUCGAGAGAGGACUGCUCGUCUUGACAAUACUGUCCAACUGCGUUCUGUCAUUGCCAGUGACUCAUAGUCAGCUGGAGAAUGAGGACGUAAAGGUGAUGAAAUGCAUCGUGGAGGCGUUGGCAGACGUGCUAUCGAGGCCCCACCCCAUGCCUGUCAGUCGGGAGUGUUUGCUCACGCUGAAGACAGAUGACAGGCUUGUUUCCAUCCUUCGCCAUCACAACUUCCUGAAGGAGCUGCAGGAGAUCGCUGUUCAAGGUGGUCAGGAGAGAGUUCAGCUGCAGAGAGAUGCCAGUACACGCGAACCAAUCACACAGACUCCUCAGACUGCAGGUGAUGUCGCUGAUCGAUCCAUGUUGGAGGCUUUGGGAGGCCCAGGAGAACGAUCCAUCCUGUCCCAGAAGAGGAGGACAGGAAAUGGAGACGGGGAGGAAGAAAAGGAUGACGUCCUGAGAGAUGGAGAGUCACGGGAGGACAAUGAUGUCGUUGAAGAGAAGCGGGAAAAUGACGAGAGCCCAGGAAGUCACAUGUCUGAGUCUGUGGAUGAGUGGCGUGAGGGCAAGGCUGAAAAGAGGGAGGAAGAAGAAGAAGAUGAAGAGAAGAGAAUUCAUUCAGAGGAGGAUUCAGAAGAGGAAAACAUGAUCAAGGAUAAGAAAGCUGCUGUAUCUGGUGAAAAGAGAGAUGCACCAAGAAUCAAAUCAAAAGAGAAGAAGUUUGAUGAAGAAGAUGAAGAAGAGAAAGACAAGAGAUCUGGAUUUUUCUCACAUAGGCCUAAACCAGAAGAGGAAGAGGAGAAUGAUGAAGAGGGGAUGAAGAAAGCAAGUAGGGAGAGCGUCAAGCGAUGGACCAAGAGGGGCAAGGCGUUGCCAAUGAAGAAGAAAGCAGUCGGAGAGGAGGCUCGGGAAGUGCCACAUCACUCGAAAGAGGCCACAGAGGAAGAGCAGGAGGAGGAGGAGAAGAAGAAAAGAAACAUGCAGAGGAGUCCAGAGGAGAAGGAGCUGCAGAUGAUCGCUAGAAGGGGACCCGAGGAAAGGAGGGGGUCGGAGGAAGAGGGGAGCGCCAGCCGGAAGUCAGAGGAGCCAGAGAUUGAAAGCUUGGCAGCCAUUGAGUCAGAGCUGGAAAACGUUGCCCAGAAACUCCAUGAGAUGCGGCGAGGCUGAGAGAAAGAGAGAUUGUUAUUAAAAAAAAAGAAAAGAAAA